Messenger RNA from Cariama cristata (Red-legged seriema), 4992 nucleotides. RefSeq names its product nuclear receptor corepressor 2 (gene NCOR2). NCBI's taxonomy places the organism in Eukaryota, Metazoa, Chordata, Aves, Cariamiformes, Cariamidae. The annotation marks the transcript as partial. The record is from RefSeq and is a predicted model, not a curated record. Gene Ontology annotation, molecular function: transcription corepressor activity. The transcript is spliced from 27 exons. Gene Ontology annotation, biological process: negative regulation of transcription by RNA polymerase II.
GUCUCCUUGAGCAUGGGCGGAACUGGUCAGCCAUUGCCAGGAUGGUGGGCUCCAAGACCGUGUCGCAGUGCAAAAACUUCUACUUCAACUACAAGAAGAGGCAAAACCUGGACGAGAUCCUACAGCAGCACAAACUGAAAAUGGAGAAAGAAAGGAACGCCAAGAGGAAGAAGAAAAAAGGCACCACUGUUCAAAACGAAGAAGCCGCCUUUCCUCCCGCAGCCGAGGACGAAGAGAUGGAGGUGUCGGGGACGAGCGGCAACGAGGAGGAGAUGGCCGAGGAGGCGGAAGCUGCAGUAAAUAACAGCUCCGACACUGAGAGCAUUCCCUCGCCGAGGCCCGAAGCCAAAGAAGGAGGCGAAAACGGUGCCAAGGCACCACCCGGGCCAGGAGGUGACUCCAGCACAGAACCGGCAGUCAAGUUGGAAGAGGCUCCGACACCCCCCGACGCUCCCCCCACCAACCCCGCUCCUGCCGCCAGCCCUUUGCCAGAGGCAGAUCCCGAGCCGCCCAGCAGCGAGGAGAAGGUGCAGGAGGUUCUGGUGGUGGACGUGGUGAAAACGGAGGAACCAGAGGAGAAGGUGAGCGAAGAGCCCUGCAAGAGCGAGGUGAAGAAGGAGGAGAGCGAAGACAGCCAGGAGAAGGACAAGGGGAAUGACAAGAAGGUGGAAAGCGGCGUCAGCAGUGGAGGGACAGCGGGGACAGAGGGGACGCCGAAGGCUGAGAAGAAGGAGAGCCAUAAAGGCAGUAAAGGCUCCGGGGUGAACCCCGACAGCGACUCCAGCGCGACCUGCAGCGCAGACGAGAUGGACGAGCAGGAUGCUGUGGACAAGAGCAGGUUGCUGUCCCCCCGGCCCAGCCUACUCAACACCGCCAGCGAUGCCAGGCUGAACUCCUCGCCGCAGAAGCCGCUGGACCUGAAACAGCUGAAGCAGCGUGCUGCUGCCAUCCCUCCCAUCCAGAUCACAAAAGCCCAUGAGUCUGCCCGCGAGGACGUGCCCCCGAGCAAGCUCUCGCAGCCUCAGCAGCCGCAGGCUGAGAAGGAGCAGCAGCAGCCAAGCAGCAGUCCCAGGGGAAAGAGCAGGAGCCCCGCUGUCGGCGACAAGGAAGGUAGGGAAAAGUCCAUGCAUUUCUCAUCCAUCGCAGAGGCUCAGAAGCUGAGCACAGAGCCGACAACCGCCUCGUGUUGGCCCCCUGUCCUGUCCUACUCUCGGGAUGUGAUAAAAGCCUCUCCCCAGGCGGAACCCCACUUGUUUCAGUAUAACCCACCAGGACACCCCAUCCCACUAAACCUGCAUGAGAGCUCUCGCUCGGGGCUGCAGAGACUGGCGAGCAUCUCCAACCCUCCUCCCCUCAUCUCCUCCACCAAGCACCCCUCUGUGCUGGAGAGACCCAUCGGAUCCAUUUCCCAGGGCAUGCCCAUCCAGCUCCACACGCCCUACAGCUCUGAGCACGCCAAGGUCCCCGUCGGCUCCAUCACCAUGGGCCUGCCGCUGACCAUGGAUCCCAAGAAACUGGUGCCUUUUCCUGGAGUAAAGCAGGAACAACUUUCUCCUAGAAGCCAGGCCAGCCAGCCAGAAGGUCUGGUUCUGCAGCCAUCCCAGGAGGGCUCCAUCCUGCGGGGUACUUCCCUCAGCUCUGCCUCGGGAGGGAGCAUCACCAAGGGAACACCCACAUCUAGACCCCCUCCGGAGUCGCCCAUCACCUACCGAGGGUCCAUCACACAUGGCACCCCGGCAGAAGUGCUGUACAAGGGAACCAUUACCAGGAUAAUCGGAGAAGACAGCCCCAGCAGAGCAGAGAAGGCGAGAGAGGAUGCCGUGCCCAAAGGACAUGUCAUCUACGAAGGGAAGAAAGGCCACGUGCUGUCCUAUGAGGGUGGAGUUGCUUCUUCUCAGUGUCCCAAAGAAGACAGCAGAAGCUCAGGGGCUUCACAUGAGACCACAGGAACCAAGCGGACCUACGAUAUGAUGGAGGGGAGGAUCAGCCGGGGCUUAUCAGCCCGUGAUACCUUAUCUGCUAGCAUUGAAGGUCUCAUGGGUCGAGCGAUCCCUCCAGACAGACACAGUCCCCAUAAUCUAAAGGAGCAGCAUCACAUGCGGGGCUCAAUUACACAAGGAAUACCUCGGUCAUACGUGGAGGCCCAUGAGGACUACCUCAGAAGAGAAGCCAAACAGCUCAAGAGGGAAAACACUCCACCGAGGGACUUAUCUGAUGCCUACAAGGUCAGGUCUCAUGAGGGCCUUACUCCUCUGAAAAUGAAACCUGCCCAUGAAGGCCUGGUGGCCACGGUGAAAGAAGCGGGAAGAUCAAUCCAUGAGAUUCCCCGGGAGGAGCUGAGGCGGACACCAGAUAUCUCUCUGACAAGACCUCUGAAGGAAGGCUCCAUCACGCAGGGUACCCCACUGAAGUAUGACAGCAGCUCUUCCUCCUCGAGUACCAAAAAGCAUGACGUGAGGUCCAUCAUCGGCAGUCCCGGCAGGACUUUUCACUCCGUGCACUCACUGGAUGUCAUCCAAGACCCGAGGAAUCUGGAGAGAGCUUAUGAAGAGAGCCUGAAAAACAGGCCAAGCCCAGUGACAAACUCAGGUGGCUCCAUCGCCAGAGGGGCUCCUGUGAUUGUACCCGAGCCGGGCAAGCCCCACCAAAGUGCCCUUGCCUACGAGGACCACCAGGCAGGGCACAGCACGACGUUUGGCAGCCACUUGCACAGAGGGUCUCCGGUCUCCACACGGGAGUCCACGCCGCGGCAGCAUGAAGGGAGCAUCACUGCCGGGAAGCCGGUGUCCCAGGACAGAAAGAUCACCCCCACAUCGAGAGAGCUCACCAACUCCAAGUCUCCACAUGCCCCCGUGGCCGACCACCAUCACCCCAUCUCCCCGUACGAGCACCUGCUCCGUGGUGUGAGUGGGGUGGACCUGUACCGAGGGCACAUCCCGCUGGCUUUCGACCCCGCCGCCAUCCCGAGGGGAAUCCAACUGGAAGCAGCUGCUGCUUACUACUUGCCGAGGCAUCUGGCUCCGAGCCCCACGUACCCCCACCUCUACCCCCCGUACCUCAUCCGGGGCUACCCGGACACGGCCGCCAUGGAGAACCGCCAGACCAUCAUCAACGACUACAUCACGUCCCAGCAGAUGCCCCACAACGCCGCAGCCACGGCCAUGGCGCAGCGGGCAGACAUGCUGCGCGGCUUGUCGCCCCGGGAGCCCUCCCUCGCCCUCAACUAUGCAGCAGGUCCUCCCGGCAUCAUCGACCUGUCCCAAGUGCCACACCUGCCUGUCCUCGUGCCCCCUACCCCUGGCACCUCUGCCACCACCAUGGACCGCAUCACCUACAUCCCUGGCCCCCCCCAAACCUUUGGCAGCCGGCACAGCAGCUCCCCGCUCUCCCCAGGAGGCCCCACGCACAUGACCAAACAGUCGGGAUCGUCGGUGUCCGAGCGGGAGAGGGAACGGGAGAGGGAGCGUGAAAAAUCCAUCCUCGCAUCCACCACAGUGGAGCAUGCACCCAUCUGGAGACCAGGUAGGCUGGGGAGGAGCCUGGCAUCACAUCUUGGGGCCCGUGCUGGGUGGAGCAGCCGUUCGUCCUCGCACUCGCACAGCCACCAGCACUCUCCCGUCUCACCCCGCACCCACGAGACCAUCCAGCAGCGCCCCAGCGUGCUCCACAACACGAGCAUGAAGAUCAUCUCCUCGGAGACCCCCACCCCUUCCGUCCUGCGAUCCUCCUCCACCACUACCACGUCACCGAUCCGGUCCGCCGCCUUCCCCUCGGCCUCCACCCUGCGCUCCUCCAUCAGCGCAGCAGACGGCUAUGUGGCCCCGAUGGACCCGGCCAUCCUACAGAAAGAGGCCUCGAGGGCACGGGAAGCCAAGACAGAACGACCCCAGACUGACAACAACGUCUUCACCUCAAAGCUGCCCAGUGGGGCCAACCUCGAACAGUCGCCUUCACCCAUUAAAGCCAUGGAGUCGAGAUCUUUGCCCGCCUCUGGACCUGGUUCUUCUCAUCACUAUAGCAGAGGACAGGGGAAAAGCCAGCAGCACCACCACCCUCUGGACCAGCAGCACGCAGCCUCGGGCCCCGAGCAGCACAGUAGAGAGAAGAGUCAAAGUAAACCCUUCUCAAUGCAAGAACAGGAGCUCCGAGCACUCGGCUUUCACGGAGGCUACAGCCCUGAGCGGAUGGAAGCAGUGAGUCCCGUGAGCUCACCCAGCCUGUCCCAUGAGAAAGGGGCCAAGCUGCUGCAGGAUGCGGAGAAGGGGCACGGGGAGCAUGACCUGAGGCUGAAACAGCAAGGCUCGCUGAAGGCCUCGGUGUCUGAAGCCGCCCACCUGCAGCACCUCCGGCAGCCUGACGGUCCCCAGCCCCAGUGCCAGCCCCUGCAGUCCAGCCAGAGCAUCAAGGGCAUGAACCAGCGUGUGGUCACGCUGGCCCAGCACAUCAGUGAGGUCAUCACGCAGGACUACACCCGCCACCACCCACAGCAGCUCAACUCCCAUAUCCAGACUCCGGUGUACUCCUUCCCCGGGGCCACGUGCCCCGUGCUGGACCUGCGCCGCACCCCCAGCGAGGCAUAUCUGCAGCAGCAGGAACAUGUGGCAGCCUCCAGGAUCUCCCCGCAGAACGAAGGCAGCAAAAGGUCCCCGGAGCAGAGCAAAGCCUCGACGGGGAGCGGGUCGGACAACUGUAUCGAGCCGGUCUCUCCACCAGACGGCGUGGGGGAAUCGGAGCACGCCAAGACCACCACGUACCCCAUCCUGUACCGCGAGGGCGAGCAGAUCGACCAGAGGAUGGGGUCCAAGUCCCCAGGCAACAACACUCAGCCUCCAGCUUUCUUCAGCAAGCUGACUGAGAGCAACUCUGCCAUGGUGAAGUCCAAGAAACAGGAGAUCAUCAAGAAGCUCAGCACGACCAACAAAAAUGAGACUGAGUACAAUGUUGGGCAGCCUGGGACAGAGAUUUUCAAUAUGCCGGCGAUUACCGGAGCAG